UCUAAACAUCUUUCUCUCUCAUCCUCUUUUCUUUCCCCCUUCUUCGCGUUUCAAAUCUACUUCUACCAAUUUCUUCAAACAUUUCCUGAUCAAAUUCUGCCGAAAUGGUUGUCUAUGCUAUCGAGACGCCUGCUGAAUUCACCGAGAAGGCCAUCAACUCUAAGAAGCAAGUCACAGUCAUGUUCUUCAGGGAACGGUCCCCUCCUUGCAAGAUGAUGCGCCUUGCUUUCCAGAAGCUCAGCGAGGACUACCCGUCCAUCGAAUUCUGCAAUGUAGAUGUUGACGACCUUGACCAACUCACUGCCGAUUGGGGUGUUACUUCAUUUCCUACUUUCCUCUUCUUCAAAGACGGUGCACAACUCAAUAACUUCACUGUCUGUGGUGCCCUCACCUCGAACAUUGUUAAUGUUCUCGAAGACAUGUCUCAAAGUGAUGAUGAACAGGUAUAAGACUACAAAUGAAUACCAGCCUUAGAGAAUUUUUAUUCUUUUGUUUAUUAUUGUUUAUUAUGAUUUCCCCCCCCAAUUACUAGAGCUCCACAUUCCACUGCCUCUUUUAUCCCCCCUUAACGCAAUGGCUAUUUGGACUUUGUGCAUCACU
Aspergillus vadensis CBS 113365 is the source of this 600-nucleotide messenger RNA. Its product is annotated as thioredoxin family protein. The transcript has 2 exons. The record is from RefSeq and is a predicted model, not a curated record. Lineage: Eukaryota; Fungi; Ascomycota; Eurotiomycetes; Eurotiales; Aspergillaceae. Bases 105 to 449 code for a protein of 114 amino acids.